CUGCAGGGCAGUGCCUCUGUCUGACCUCAGGUGACCGGUGCUAUUUUUCAAGGAAACUGCACUGAGCAUGCCUGCCGCAGAUGCAGCCUGUAGAUGGAGCAAAGUGGAGAGGAGGAGAAAGGGGUGGAGAGAGAAUGGCAGAGAGGGAGUCGCACAGGAGCUGCACGCAGCGCUGGGAUGCUGUUGCAGCUCUGAGAACAAGAGCUGCAUGAGAAGAUUUGUCAUUGACAGCACAGAUGGUGUGUCAAACAGGACUUGAUAUGACAUCAACGCCAGAUUUCCAUCACCCAAGAGGAGAAGAUAUGUGAAAAGGGACUCUUGGACAGCGUGGAGAUGUAUGCCUUCUACUCCCUUUUAGUCUACAUCUUCUACACUGUCUUUAAGAAGGAGGAGGAGGAGGAAGCCUUGGAAGGGGCGUGUGGAGAUUCCUCAGACGAGACAGGACCUGUUUCCAUGGAAACAGAGAGCAGGACGAGAGAUGGCCACACCUCCAAAAUGGGAAAAAAGGCUUGUGCUCAGCUCAGUGAGUCAAGCAGUAGCAGUGACAGUGAUGAAAUGUCUUUGAGUGAUGAGGAUGAGAAAGAUGCCCCAGACAUCCCAGCAUGCACUCCUCUUGCUGCCUUUUUGUCCUUCAAGCAGGAGGCUGAGAAAAGGAGGGCCUCACAAGUUCAGAUGGAACCAACAGGAAAGAUGUCAGAGUCUCCCCUGGUGGCUGUGAUGUCCCACUUGCUGACUUUUCUGGAGCAGUACUCUCACUUCCAGCAGCUGCAGCAGCAGGCCGACCAGUACAGGGUCCAGCUGAAGAGACACCGCGUCCAGCACCGUCGUCAGAUGAAGGCCCUGCGGGCAUCCUACCGCCAGCGUCUCAGAGACAAGAACAGCAUCAUCAGCAGCCUGGAGGAGGCCAUCAGCCAGCAACAGACCCCCAGUCCACUGAGUGAGGGUGAGUCCAGCAGUGAUGCGGGGACACAAGCUGGGGUCCACAAGCUGGUUGAAUCUCUGUACGGUCUCCAGGGUGAGAGGAGCAAGCUGAGAGGAGAACUCCGUCUGCUGCACUCUCAGCUGGAACAGAAGGAAAAAGACAGACAUUCUCGCAUACAGGCCUUUCAACAGCAGAUCGAUGAACUCAAGAGUUGCAUAGAGGAGCGUGAGGAGGAGCUGUCAAGACUGAGAACAGCCACUGGAGCCACAGACUCUGAGAAGCGGGUUCUGUGUCUGUCAGCAGAAAACGAGAGUCUGAAACAGAACCUGAGCCUUACUCAAGGCCUCCUGCAGCAGCUGUCAACCAUCCCCUCCCAGUCCAGCACCAUGCUCAUCAAGGAGAAUGAAAACCUCCGCAGCAGAGUGCAGCAGCUGGAGAUAUCCCUACAGCAGCGUGCUGAGCACCUGGCACAACUUGAGAGACAAAACGAACAAAGCGAGUGGAGGAGAGGAGAGGAGCUGAGGAAGCGAGAGGACCGAGUGAGGGAGCUGCAGCUGGAGUUGGACAGAGAGAGAGGCAAGGAUCCAGUGGUGAAGUAUGUCACCCAGACUGUGGAGGUGGAAUCACCAGCCACAUUAAAGCACCUGACUAAAGCCAGACAGAGGAAUGAACUGCUGUCUGAAAAGCUGGCCACUCAGAAUGGGCGGUGCAAACAACUGGAGGAACAAAUCAGGAAGUCUGAUGAAUACAGCUGCAAUCUGCAGCACAAGAUUGCAGCAUAUGAGAGAGAAAUCAGUAAACUGAGAGAGGAGCUGUUGAAGGAGAUUGGCCAUUUGGAGGAGAGGAAGGAGGAAGCCGUGAAGGCUGCUGCCAGCUGCUCAGCUGAGCACUUUCAGAACCUGCAGGACCAAUUCUUCAGCUUGCAAAAGCGUUUGACAGCGCUCCCUCCGACUUUGCGCUCCAUGAAGACAGACUAUGCCAGUCUGAGGAGCCAGGUUCGAAACUUCUCUGAGUUUUAUGGAGCAGCUAUCAGCGAUGCAAAAAAACAGAUUUCUGCAGCUAUCAGUGAGAUGUCCGAAGCCAACAAAGAUCUUCUGGAGAAAUACAGGAAGGAGGUCGCGCUGCGCAGAAAGUACCACGAGCAGUUGGUGGAGCUCAAAGGCAACAUCCGCGUGCUGUGCCGUGUGAAGCCCGUGCUGAAGGAGGACCAGCAUGAGGAUGGCCAGUCUGUGGUGGUGACGACAGACCCCAACAACGAGUCCUCUCUCACUGUGCUGAACAAAGGAAAGGGUCGCAUCUUUGAACUGGACAAGGUCUUCCACCCUCAGGCCACACAGGAAGAGGUCUUUCAGGAAAUUGAGCCUCUGGUGACGUCCUGCAUCGAUGGCUACCAUGUCUGCAUAUUUGCUUAUGGACAGACUGGCUCUGGAAAAACAUACACCAUGGAGGGCAGUGUAGAGAACCCGGGCAUUAACCAGCGAGCCCUGAAACAUCUCUUCAGCGUGAUUGAGGAGAGGAAGGACAUGUGGUCUUACACUGUCACUGUCAGCUCUGUGGAGAUCUACAAUGAGGUGCUAAGGGACCUGCUGAGUAAGGACGGAGAGAAACUGGACAUAAAGAUCAACCCGGAUGGAACAGGACAGCUGCAUGUGCCAGGCCUCAGGGUCAUCGAAGUUAAGAGCUUUCAGCACAUCAAGAAGAUUUUGGCCACAGCCCGAAGGAACAGGAUCACUUUUGGCACUCAGAUGAACCAGCACAGCUCCCGCUCCCAUGCUCUGCUUUGCAUCACUGUUCAGGGCACUGACCUCGCCACCGAGUCCAAAACCACAGGCAAGUUGAACCUGGUGGACCUGGCUGGCUCUGAGAGGGUAUGGAAGUCUGGUGCAGAGGGAGAGAGGCUGAAAGAGGCCCAGAACAUUAACCGCUCCCUGCUGGCACUGGGGGACGUGAUUCAGGCGCUGAGAGCUCGGCAGACUCAUAUCCCUUUCAGGAACUCCCGCCUUACAUACUUAUUGCAAGACUCCCUGGGCAAAGGCAGCAAGACUGUCAUGGUGGUGCAGGUGUCUGCUCUGGAGAGUAAUGUGGGAGAGACGCUGUGCUCACUCAAGUUUGCCCAGAGGGUGUGUAAGGUUGAACUGGGUCCGGCAGCCAGGAAGAUCGAGUCUGGUGGAGGGCAAUGCGACUGACAGUCUUGAAUCAGCCAUUUCCUGUUCACAGUAAUCACCAGGAAGCCAUGAAUAAGCAGUCGGAUUAUCACCCAUCCUACCAACCUACAUAGCAAACCUGCUCAAGGGCUAAACCUGUGGAGGUCUGUGUGGCACCCGAAUGCUGAACCUUGGUUAGGUAUUGAGGAUAUUGGCCUCCUCUUUGCCAUUUUCUGCUUCUGACAAGUGCUAACCAUUUCUCAUUAGAUAAUCUGCAUGCAGGAGUAUUUAUUCUUCCACUCUCGGUGCCAAAACUACCUGACUCCCCUGCGGUCAAAGAUUUCAUGCUUCCUUGAACUAAAACAUCUCAUAUUCCCUUUUAUUAAAUACCAAAAUCCAGGAUUUAUAUCAGCCUCAUAAGGCCUUUCUCAGUGUUAAGAACAGCAGUAUGUUCAAACAGGUUCAAUAAGCUUCCAGUCACAAUAUCAACUCUUUGCAGUAUAAGUCAUCUUGCUAUAAAUGUGUGUAGUUUGGGAGCUUCAUCUCCAAUAAUGUAUAUUUUUGAAGGUUGUCGUAUGUAGGAGAAAGUGUUAUGAAGCAAAAGAAUGGGCUAUUAACCAUUUCAAUGACACUUAAGUCACAUAUUUGUGUAGUUUUUGUGAACUUCAGAAGAGCACUUUCUGUUUCUCUUUGGAGCCUUGGUAAUUUGCCCUUUGAGGAAAGCUGUUGAAGGGAUCAGGUGCCCUUGUAUCAAGAGUGGUAACAUAAUGAGCUGUGCAAUAUCCUCCUUAAUGAGGAAACAGUUUGGGCCUACAUGAGCAGAAGAUGCACUUUACAGUGAAAGGGGCGUUUCAGUUCAGAACAGGUAAUUUAGGAUAGCAGUAGAUAUCACUUGUGAAUGUCAUACCAAAUACAGCUUGUUGUCAUUGUUGUACCUCUAUUUAUCACCUAUUGAAUCAACACUUUUGAUUCAAGCGUAGCAAAUCAUAAAUGUUACAGUAAGUACAAUAGAGGUCAUAGAAUUCACUUCAUGAUGAUUAGAGAGUGAAUUCACAGAUAAUUUUCUGAAUAAAUAUGAUGUAUUUAAAA
This is a messenger RNA of Scatophagus argus, 4155 nucleotides long. Its product is annotated as kinesin-like protein KIFC3. The record is from RefSeq and is a predicted model, not a curated record. The transcript has 21 exons. Lineage: Eukaryota; Metazoa; Chordata; Actinopteri; Scatophagidae. Gene Ontology annotation, molecular function: microtubule motor activity; ATP binding; microtubule binding. Bases 334 to 3108 code for a protein of 924 amino acids. Gene Ontology annotation, biological process: microtubule-based movement.